AUGGAAAUGGAUCCUGUACUGGCUGCUCUCAACCAGACUGUGCUCAUCUCUGGGCCCGGUCCCUUUGUCCUGCUGGGGGUGCCAGGACUGGAGACCUUGCAUGCCUGGCUUUCGGUGCCUGUAUGUCUGCUGUACAUGGCGGCUUUGGCAGGGAAUGUCCUUCUGCUGGGGCUGGUGGCAGCUGAUAAGACACUUCAGGCACCCAUGUACCAGCUGCUGGGGCUUCUGGCAGCUGCUGACUUGGUUCUGGCCACAUCCACGGUACCCAAAGCUCUGGCUGUGCUGUGGGGCCUGUCAGCGGAGAUCUCUUUCGCGGCCUGCCUAGCUCAGCUCUUUGUUACCCAUGUGGCCUUCAUUGCUGAAUCUUCAGUGCUCCUGGCCAUGGCCGUGGACCGCUAUGUGGCCAUCUGUCAGCCUCUGCGCUAUGGGGCAUUGCUGACACAGCGUGUGGUGGGUGGAGUGGCUGUGGCUGCCGUGACCCGUGGUGCCUGUGUCAUGGCACCCCCUGUGGCCCUGCUCCAAAGACUGCCUUACUGUGGGCAGCGGGAACUCCCCCACACCUACUGUGAACACAUGGGUGUGGCUCGGCUGGCAUGUGGUGACACGCGCCCCAACGUUUGGUACGGACUAGCCACCACACUUCUAUCCCCAGCACUGGACUUCGGGCUCAUCGCCACUUCCUAUGCCUUCAUUCUCCGUGCCGUCUGUCGCCUGCCGUCCCAUGGUGCCCGCUGCAAAGCCUUGGGUACCUGUGGGGCCCAUGCCAGUGUCAUCACUCUCUUCUACACACCCGCUCUCUUCUCUUUCCUGGCCCACCGUUUCGGCCGCCACACGGUGCCCGGCCACAUCCACAUCCUACUGGCUAACCUGUAUGUGGUGGUGCCCCCUGCCCUAAACCCUGUGGUCUAUGGAGUACGUACCCAACAGAUCGCUCAGAGGCUCAGGCACUUGCUUCGUUUGUGCUGGGUCGGGGCCAUAAGGGGUGUGAGCCCUGAGAGGGCCUCCCAUAGCAGUGAAUGA
Messenger RNA from Leopardus geoffroyi (Geoffroy's cat), 1020 nucleotides. Its product is annotated as olfactory receptor 52D1-like. Gene Ontology annotation, biological process: G protein-coupled receptor signaling pathway. Gene Ontology annotation, molecular function: G protein-coupled receptor activity; olfactory receptor activity. The coding region runs from base 1 to 1020 and encodes 339 amino acids. The transcript has a single exon. Gene Ontology annotation, cellular component: membrane. Lineage: Eukaryota; Metazoa; Chordata; Mammalia; Carnivora; Felidae. The record is from RefSeq and is a predicted model, not a curated record.